AUGGAAAAUAGCAAAAGAAAAAUGGAUUCAAAUGCACCGCUCAAAGUCUGCCAAUACGGAAGUGAUUGCUAUCGUAUUAACCCGACUCAUUUCAAGGAAUACUCCCAUCCCCACCUUGAAAGUGUCCUAGCGAAAGCAUCUUCUAUUGCGACAGUUACGGUCCCCGAUUCGUUGAAUAUUGACAGAAGCGUGUUCGAAGAGCAGGUACGAAUCGUGGCGAACCUGUUUCCACACCUCAAGGGAGACAUAAAAAACCCUCCGAAACAAACCAAGCUGGAGCAUACCAGCGCACCGCUGGCGACGUCGUCAAAGCCACGCAUAGAUACCGUCUCUUCUGCACCCAUCGUCACGGAGAGCAAGAACCCAAUCGAAAGUCUGUUUGCUGAGAGACGGGCCAAAAUGCAAGCUUCUCGGGAGGAGUCAUCAAUGGUAAUCGAUCUGACGAAAGAUGCACCUCCUGCCACUUCCGACACCGGAAUCUCAUUGCAACGGUCGCUACCUCGUGACAUAAACGCAUACUUCCCUGUGGUAGCUCCCCGUGGCCAUAUGGCCCAGAAGUUGGCUGCCGCUGCUCCGUAUAACUUUUUCCUCACUACCAUCACCGAUUCCAAGCCAACCCACUCGGAGCCUUUAUCGGUAACGUUCCAGGAGCUGCUCGAUUCGAGUCUUGGCCAGCUCGAAUCGUCGGUGCAAAUGAACUUUAUGGUCGACAUUGGCUGGCUGCUGGCACACUACUACUUUGCUGGCUAUGAAAACGUCCCUCUACUGAUUCUGUAUGGCGAUGAAACGCCUGAACUGAAGCUGGUGUCGAAGAAAAAGCCAAACGUUACGGCAAUGAAAGUGGAACUUAAGACUCCAUUCGGAGUGCACCACACAAAGAUGGGACUGUACGGAUAUCGGGACGGUUCGUUGCGCAUCGUCAUUUCGACGGCGAAUCUCUACGAGGACGAUUGGCACAAUCGUACGCAAGGACUCUGGAUUAGCCCACGGUUGCCUGCGGUGCCCGAAAAUGCAGACACCGCAUACGGUGAAAGUGUAACCGACUUCCGGUCCAAUUUGCUCUCGUACUUGGAAGCUUACAAACUACCCCAACUACAGCAGUGGAUGGCACGGAUAAGGAAAACCGAUUUCUCGGAUGUGAAAGUUUGCUUGGUGGCAUCGGUUCCCGGAGGGCACGUCAACACCCCGAAGGGACCGCUCUGGGGACAUCCCAGGUUGGGUUAUUUGCUAACAAAACAUGCUGCCCCGGUUGACGACAGCUGCCCGCUGGUGGCGCAAAGUUCUAGCAUCGGUAGCUUGGGUCCGUCGCCAGAAUCGUGGGUGUUAGGGGAAAUCAUGGCUAGCUUCCGGAAGGACAGUGCCCCGGUCGGAAUACGGCGGAUGCCCGGUUUUCGAAUGAUUUUUCCUAGCUACUCAAACGUACGGCAGAGCCACGAUGGUCUGCUCGGUGGCGGUUGCUUGCCAUACGUUCGAAGCACCCAUGUCAAACAGGAGUGGCUCAAGGGCUACCUAUAUCAGUGGUGCUGCAGAUCGCGGCACAGGAACAAAGCUAUGCCACACAUUAAAACCUACUGUCGUUGGUCACACCGAGGGCUGUACUGGUUUCUGCUGACGUCGGCGAACUUGUCCAAGUCCGCGUGGGGUGUGUACAACAAAACGGGACGAUUUGAAAAGCCGCUGCGUAUCAAUAGCUACGAAGCGGGCGUUUUGUUUCUACCGAGGCUUCUGCUGGAUGAAAACUUUUUUCCAAUGGAAGCGGAGAAGAAACAUCCACAGUUUCCGAUGCCCUACGACGUGCCGAUCAUUCCGUAUGCGCCAGAAGAUACGCCGUUUUUCAUGGAUUAUCUAAGCCAGUGA
This is a messenger RNA of Anopheles bellator, 1857 nucleotides long. RefSeq names its product probable tyrosyl-DNA phosphodiesterase (gene gkt). Gene Ontology annotation, molecular function: single-stranded DNA binding; double-stranded DNA binding; 3'-tyrosyl-DNA phosphodiesterase activity. Gene Ontology annotation, cellular component: nucleus. Bases 1 to 1857 code for a protein of 618 amino acids. Gene Ontology annotation, biological process: double-strand break repair; single strand break repair. The transcript is spliced from 5 exons. NCBI's taxonomy places the organism in Eukaryota, Metazoa, Arthropoda, Insecta, Diptera, Culicidae. The record is from RefSeq and is a predicted model, not a curated record.